AUGGUCCCCACAGAAGUCACAAGCCUGAUCCCUAAUAUGGCAGAUGACUAUAGCUAUGACACCACGUCUUCCAUGGAAGAUUACGGGAACUUCAACAUCACUGACUUAUUCUGUAAGAAAAACCACGUCAGGCAGUUCGCAAGCUACUUCCUUCCACCCUUCUACUGGCUCGUGUUCAUCGUGGGGUCCUUGGGCAACAGUCUGGUCAUCCUUGUCUACUGGUACUGCACGAGGGUGAAGACCAUGACUGACAUGUUCCUUCUGAAUUUGGCAAUCGCUGACCUUCUCUUUCUUGUCACCCUUCCCUUCUGGGCCAUUGCCGCCGCUGACCAGUGGAAAUUCCAGACCUUCAUGUGCAGACUGGUCAACAGCAUGUACAAGAUGAACUUCUACAGUUGUGUGCUGCUGAUCACGUGCAUCAGCGUGGACAGGUACAUCGCCAUUGCUCAGGCCACGAGAGCGCAGAUGUGGAGGCAGAAAAGGCUUCUGUACAGCAAAAUGGUCUGCUUUACUGUCUGGGUGAUGGCAGCCGCGCUCUGUGUCCCGGAACUCCUGUACAGCCAAGUCAAGAAGGAGUAUGGGAUUGCUAUCUGCACCAUGGUUUACCCCAGUGAUGAGAGUACCAAACUGAAGUCAGCUGUGUUGACUCUGAAAGUCAUCCUGGGGUUCUUCCUCCCUUUUGUGGUCAUGGCUUGCUGCUAUACCAUCAUCAUUCACACCCUGAAACAAGCCAAGAAGUCAUCCAAGCACAAGGCCCUGAAGGUGACCAUCACUGUGCUCACUGUCUUCGUCCUAUCCCAGUUCCCCCAUAACUGCGUUCUGCUGGUGCAGACCAUCGAUGCCUACAGCACGUUCAUCUCCAGCUGUGCUGUCUCCACCAACAUUGACAUCAGCUUCCAGGUCACUCAAACCAUCGCCUUUCUCCACAGUUGCCUGAACCCUGUUCUCUACGUUUUUGUGGGUGAGAGGUUCCGCCGGGAUCUUGUGAAGACCCUAAAGAACUUGGGUUGCAUCAGCCAGGCUCAGUGGGUUUCAUUUACAAGGAGAGAAGGAAGCCUGAAGCUGUCAUCUAUGUUGCUGGAGACAACCUCGGGAGCUCUUUCCCUCUGA
Eubalaena glacialis (North Atlantic right whale) is the source of this 1110-nucleotide messenger RNA. RefSeq names its product C-C motif chemokine receptor 9 (gene CCR9). Lineage: Eukaryota; Metazoa; Chordata; Mammalia; Artiodactyla; Balaenidae. The coding region runs from base 1 to 1110 and encodes 369 amino acids. Gene Ontology annotation, molecular function: C-C chemokine receptor activity. Gene Ontology annotation, cellular component: membrane. The record is from RefSeq and is a predicted model, not a curated record. Gene Ontology annotation, biological process: immune response; G protein-coupled receptor signaling pathway; chemotaxis. The transcript is spliced from 2 exons.